AUGGUUUAUACAUCUAUGCUCAGUGCAGACGGACAACGUUUCAAGACGAGUAUGCCCCUCUCGUCCUUAGAACGCCUUCGAUCCUGGUUCCGGGGGGGACUGCAGGACCCCGCGGGACACUCCUAUGAGCCCCUCGACGAUUCUCUUAUGCCAGUCGUGGAGAUGAUGAGAACACUUUACCACGAAGCGAAUGAGUCGGUACCACUGACAAACAACAACGUAUUCCUGGCAGUCCCAGACUUACAGUAUGCCAUAUACUAUGAGACCUCACGGCACAUCGAACCGCUUCUCCAAGCAGUGGGACUCCAUGGCCUCUUCCACUUAACACAGAGCCAGCUCUCAUUGCUGCAUCUCUAUAACCUAGAAAACUGCUUUGGCAUUUGGCUGGAUGAAGUCACUUGGGUCCCAGAUGAAGAGUGUGAAAAAUACCGCGGCCGAACCAUACAGUCGGUAAUUUCCAUCCACCUCGAUGAAUCCUCCCUGACCUUGCGAUCAAUGAUUCGCGAUGACGGCCUCUUCCCUUACGAGCUCGGUUCAGUCCAGUAUUUUUGGGCAAAUGAGGACGUCGGACAAGACAACAUUGCUUACUGGGACUGGCUGGAGCUUUCUUUGCGCGAGUUUUUGCACGACCGCGACGUCGUCUAUGACCUGUUGUUGCUCUCUGGGACUCAGGCCACGACCUCGGACUUCCAACAAGUUAUCCGAAAUGUGUUGAAGGACCACGAGAAAAUUGUGCCUCGGGACUACCUGCGGAGGCCGAUCGAUCACACAUUCGCUGCUGCGAGAGGGGCCGCUCAGCUCGCGAGGGUGUACUUGUGUGGUUCAGCAUGUAUGCCUGCGCCGUGGUGUCCAACUAGUGAGCACUGUAAGAAGUGGGCGUGGCACUGGGACGAUGAGGAGGCGAAAAAGACAGAGUUGUAG
Messenger RNA from Rhinocladiella mackenziei CBS 650.93, 921 nucleotides. RefSeq lists its product as uncharacterized. The transcript has a single exon. Lineage: Eukaryota; Fungi; Ascomycota; Eurotiomycetes; Chaetothyriales; Herpotrichiellaceae. The record is from RefSeq and is a predicted model, not a curated record. Bases 1 to 921 code for a protein of 306 amino acids.